This is a messenger RNA of Dalotia coriaria, 948 nucleotides long. RefSeq names its product actin-binding Rho-activating protein-like. Gene Ontology annotation, biological process: positive regulation of transcription by RNA polymerase II; positive regulation of Rho protein signal transduction. The coding region runs from base 32 to 727 and encodes 231 amino acids. Lineage: Eukaryota; Metazoa; Arthropoda; Insecta; Coleoptera; Staphylinidae. The transcript is spliced from 3 exons. Gene Ontology annotation, cellular component: sarcomere. Gene Ontology annotation, molecular function: actin binding. The record is from RefSeq and is a predicted model, not a curated record.
CGUCGGGACGCCUGCGACGCUUACAACUUAUAUGGUUACCGCGACUACAACCGCCGCCGACUCAGCAAUACUUGGAUACAGUGUUAAACUAAACCCAAUUGAAAGUGAAUUCGGCAAGUGCCUUCAGUUUUCUUCCGUUUUAAAGGUUUCCACUCAAACAAAUAUGCAAGCGGGCUGCGUGGAACGAGUCUUUGUGGACUCGCCUUUGAGCGCAAAAGUAGCGCUCUUCAACAAACAGGCAAACUCACAUCAACAAAAACAAGCGGUUAAUCCGUUCUCCAAUGGCAAAUGCGUUGGUAACAUGGCCAAACCGCAGUUCUCAAAGGACGAAUAUGGCCGCCCUGCAAAAGGCUCACUUUCAGAAAGCAGAGCGUUCAAGGCCACUAUCGAGAUUUGCAAGGAGAUGCUCGAGUGUUGUACGAUAAUCAACGACUACGGUGAGCCCCUCUUCGAUCCCGAGGAGAAACCCGACGACUGCAGGAAAGUGAUUAGUUUCGGCGCCCUGUUUCAAAUCUACACGGUGAUCUCCGACAAAUUGGUGGGAAUGCUGUUGCGCGCCCGCAAGCACAAACUCGUCGACUUCGAAGGUGAAGUCCUCUUCCAACGGCGUGAUGACCACGUGCCUAUUAUUCUCCUGAAGCCAAUGAGUGAGAUCAAGCGCAUCUUUGAGGAGAAAAUCAACAUCGCGCGAGAAGGCCUCAAAGCGAAUGAAGCCGAAAACUGCUGACGUCACGCGCGUCGUCCAUCAUCUAAUUUAAGGCCUCACACCCCCAGACCAAAGACUAUUUAUUUCGUAACGGGAAGCCACACAACAGGGUAGUCAAUAAGUAUUGUCGUUUCUCUCAUCACCAUCGAUCGCAUCACCAGCGAGUCUCAUCCGUAUUUUAUACUUUUCAAACCCCCUAGUUAUGUAAGUUGUAAAUAUAUACAUUUUACGUUCCACCGAAA